AUGACUUUCUGUGGCCUAAACAAACAAUUGUCAGCUGAUCUUUACCCGCCUCCCGACACCACACUCUGCCGUCAGUCCUGUAUCAGACAGACCCACAGUACCUGCACUGCAGCCUUCAGGAUGGAGAGUAAGUUACUGCUGUUAGCGGCAGUGUUAGUCGCCGUGGCGCACUACACCCUGCCGGCCGACGCCGCCUUCACAUGCCCGAAGACAGCGUACCCCGUACCGAACCAAAACACGCCGGCCUGCCCGGCCGCCAGUAAACUGACCGCCGAUAUCACGACUCAGAAAACUGCAGCCGACAAACUCAAGACUGAUCUGGGGAAACAGAAGUCCCAGGCCCAGGCGGACCAGCGGAGUCUACAAAGCGCACUCAACUUGGAGAAAGGGAAAAGGCAAGCCGCCGGCACCAAGGUGACAGGUUUGAUGACUAAGGCGGCAGCCGUGCAGACGGCAGCAGCGGCAGGAGUGACCGCCGCUACCGGCACACAGGCAGCCAUCACCAACCUCAAGAGGAAGAUGCAGCUGCUCAAACAAAAAGUCAACGCUCUGGAAGCAAAGGCGCUUAAAAAGAAACCAAGCCCCAGCACCGGUACCCCUAGCGGCGGUACCCCCAGCGGUGGUACCCCGAGUGGUGGUACUCCAAGUGGUGGUACCCCUAGCGGUGGUACCCCCAGUGGUGGUACACCGAGUGGUGGUACACCGAGCGGUGGAACCCCAAGUGGUGGUACCCCUAGCGGCAGCGCUACGAAGCCCAGCCAUCCCCAAGACUGUGGAUAUAUCCACAAGCAGGACCCGCGCAAGCCCUCUGGUCUGUACAGCACCAAGAUUCCAGGUGAAACCAACUUCGUCAUCACCUACUGUGACAUGGACAUUGACGGAGGCGGCUGGACAGUCAUCCAGAGGCGCAAGGCACCCACCCCAUCAUUCGACAGGCCGUGGAACGACUAUAAGAACGGGUUCGGGCAGCCCAUGGACAGUUUCUGGUGGGGACUGGAGAAGGUGUACAAGGUGACGAAAGGACAGAACUUCAAACUCCGCAUAGAAAUGGAGGACACACAGGGGCUGAAGAAGAACGCCAUCUAUGACAAUUUCAGAAUUGACAGUGAGCUGAACAAGUACAAGCUGACUGUUGGCAAGUACACCGGGAAUGCCGGGAACGCCCUGAUGACUCACAACGGAGUGAAGUUCAGCACCAACGACCAGGACAACGACGACUACCCGGCAGACAGUUGUGCGAAGGCGUACAAGGGCGGAUGGUGGUACAACGACCACUGUUUCGACGCUAACCUGAACGGCUACUACAGCGACAAACAACCCACCGGUGCCAGCGGCUUCUGGCUGCCCUUCAACGGCUACAAGGGUCUGAAGUCGUCCACCAUGAUGAUACGUCACAUGAACUACAACCCUCCUGCUGCAGUUGCUCCUAUUGGGUAGUGAUAGCACCGUAUAGGGAACACCAGAAAGUGCGAAAUGGAACGAAAUGGAAUAAAAGUUCAUGAACGAAAUGGAACGAAAUGGAAUGAAGUGAACUUUCGAACGAAAUGGAACGAAGUGAACUUUCGAACGAAAUGGAACGAAGUGAACUUUCGAACGAAUUGGAAUGAAGUGAACUUUCGAACGAAAUGAACUUUCGAACGAAAUGGAACAAAAUACAUUUUCGUUCUAUUCUGCUUCAUUUCGCACUUUGUGUACACCACCGUAAAGCGUCUUGCUCAACACAUAGACGACUUACACUUCCCAACACAGAAGGAAAUGUUAUCUUAGCUAACCGAAAAUAAUACAUCGUGUGUAACGUUACUCAAAAUAACGUAUACGUACAAGACAUCAUAACGAAUGUAAAAGAUGAAUUAUGAUUUCACUCAUCAUUUAAGAAGGCUCUGAUAAACAAAGUAAACGAGUAUGAAAUAUGUUUUGUGACUAGACUGAUACUGAUACUCUUAAAAUUGCGUCAAACACAUCUGCUGAACUAUCAAUAAAGAUACACGUACAAAGCAA
Branchiostoma belcheri (Belcher's lancelet) is the source of this 1998-nucleotide messenger RNA. Its product is annotated as ficolin-1-like. The coding region runs from base 1 to 1437 and encodes 478 amino acids. The transcript is spliced from 9 exons. The record is from RefSeq and is a predicted model, not a curated record. NCBI's taxonomy places the organism in Eukaryota, Metazoa, Chordata, Leptocardii, Amphioxiformes, Branchiostomatidae.